AUGGAUAAUACUAAGAAAGAUAAAAAAGAAUUAACAAAAAAAAAACCCGACGAUGGCGAUUGUAGUACUGAAAAAGAUAAAGAAUUAACAAUGGAAAAUCCUGACGAUGGCGAUUGUGAUUGCGACGAUGAUGAUUGCGUCGGGUGCUUUUGGCCCUGUGAAACGUGCACUUCAAACAAAUGUGGACACCAAUGCCGUAUCAACCGUCCGUGGAAAAGGUAUGAAGUAUGGGAAAGACAAGGAAGAAGUAAUUAA
Molecule: messenger RNA, 255 nt
Organism: Macrosiphum euphorbiae (potato aphid)
Lineage: Eukaryota; Metazoa; Arthropoda; Insecta; Hemiptera; Aphididae
Source: the annotation of a GenBank genome assembly